GUCCAGGGACUGACCUGGCUGGCAGCCUCUGCCAGACCUGGGCAAAUGGGCAACUGGCUGAGGCUCCUCCUUCCCGGGACAGGUGGGGUUGGCCUCAGGGAAAGGGCUGGUCUUUACUCCCCAGGUUGGUCUGGCUCUGAGCCUGAGGUCUGAGCUGUGCUUAACUUCUGCCUGGCUGACCUCCCCCCCCAUCCCUGGCCUCUGCCUCCAGGCGCCUGGCUUGCGGGUCCUCGCAGGAGCCAUGGACCCCCGAGAUUUCUGGGGAAAGAGUGCCAAGCUCUGGCUGUGCCCCAUUCUGCUCUUUGUUGCCUGUCUUGGCUUCUACAGCAAUGUUUUCAGCCUGACUCCCAGGUGGCAGAGCAAAGAGUCUCAAAGCCCCGAGGCCCAGCAGCUGCAGGAGAGCUCUCUCCAACCAGAGAGCCUGCCCUGGAGUGAAGGUGACUGCCACCUGGACACCCGCAGGAUACCCGAAGUACCCAGGUUGAUUUACCCCAAGGCCCAGGUCCUCAAGCCCACGAGAGUGGACGUGCUGGUCAUGACUCCCUGGUUUGCUCCCGUCAUCUGGGAUGGGACCUUUGAUUCUGCUAUCCUGGAUGCACAGUUCAGAAACACCACCAUUGGCCUAACCGUAUUUGCCAUCAAAAAAUACGUGGUCUUCCUGAAGCUGUUCCUGGAGACGGCGGAGAAAUACUUCAUGGUGGGACACAGGGUCAACUACUACAUCUUCACCGACCGGCCGGCUGAUGUGCCCCAGGUCCCCCUCCGGGAAGGGAGGCAGGUGGUGGUGCUCGAGGUCCGGAACUACAGUCGCUGGCAGGACAUAUCCAUGCACCGAAUGGAGAUGAUCGGCAACUUCUCCCAGCAGCGCUUCCUCCACGAGGUGGACUACCUCGUGUGCGUGGACGUGGACAUGAAGUUCAGCGACCACGUGGGCGUGGAGAUCCUGGCCCCCCUCUUCGGAACCCUGCACCCCGGUUUCUAUGCAGCUCCGCGCCAGUCUUUCACCUACGAACGCCGGCCCCUGUCUCAGGCUUACAUUCCGAGAGAUGAGGGCGACUUUUACUAUGCAGGAGGCUUUUUUGGGGGGUCGGUCCCUGAGGUGCAGCGGCUCACCACCGCGUGUCACCAGGCCAUGGUGGCUGACAAGGCCAAGGGCAUCGAGGCUGUGUGGCAUGAUGAGAGCCACCUGAACAGGUACCUGCUGUACCACAAGCCCAGCAAGGUGCUGUCCCCGGAGUACCUAUGGGAUGAGCAUAUGCUGCAGAGACCCCCCUUCCUCAGGAAACUGCGCUACGUGGCGGUGCCCAAGAAUCACGCAGAGAUUCGGAACCGAUGAGUGCCGGGGUCCAGCCCCAGCAGCCAGGAGACGACGAACAGGAGGAGGGGCUACAAACAGGCGUGGAAAGAAUUGGAGCCAACGCCCUCAGCAAGUGCUGCAGAUGCCCCAAGUUAUUAAAUGAAAAGCAUCAGUUUUUAUACCCUA
Phacochoerus africanus (Common warthog) is the source of this 1483-nucleotide messenger RNA. It is a transcript of the gene ABO, whose product is annotated as ABO, alpha 1-3-N-acetylgalactosaminyltransferase and alpha 1-3-galactosyltransferase. Gene Ontology annotation, biological process: carbohydrate metabolic process. Bases 242 to 1336 code for a protein of 364 amino acids. Gene Ontology annotation, molecular function: glycoprotein-fucosylgalactoside alpha-N-acetylgalactosaminyltransferase activity. Gene Ontology annotation, cellular component: vesicle; membrane; Golgi apparatus. The record is from RefSeq and is a predicted model, not a curated record. The transcript is spliced from 8 exons. NCBI's taxonomy places the organism in Eukaryota, Metazoa, Chordata, Mammalia, Artiodactyla, Suidae.